Messenger RNA from Cotesia congregata, 747 nucleotides. NCBI's taxonomy places the organism in Eukaryota, Metazoa, Arthropoda, Insecta, Hymenoptera, Braconidae. The record is from the annotation of a GenBank genome assembly.
AUGAUGAUAAUCGGCGCCUGGACGAUGCAUUCUAUUGUCGGAGCUUGUUUACUUCGGCCACUAAAAUCUCCUAAAAAGAUUAUCAAAACAGAAAUGAAGAGCAAAGUUUCCGACGAAACAGAACUGCCGCUGAUGGAAAAGACACUGAAUGAAUCUCCGAGUAAAUUAGACUCAAAACCUGAAAACGAGUGUCUGAAUUUUCUCAAGUCAUUUACUGACAUAUUUAACUUAGACUUACUAAAAAAUUUUUCAUACUUGAACGUCAUCUUCGGGCUGAGUCUCUUUGCCGUUUCUGAGGUUAACUUCAAGUUGGUUACGCCAUUUUUUUUGCGUAACACCAUUGGAAUGACUGAAGGUGAAGUUGCGUUUUGUUUAUCAUUGACGGCAUUCACCGACAUCUUUUCGAGAUUAAUGCUACCGGUUAUUUAUGAUAAGUUUGGGUUUAAGAAGCGACGUCUUUUUUGGGUUAAUGCGCUUUGCCUCGCAAUUGGAAGAUCUGUUUUUGCGGAACAAACAAAAGGCAUGUGGUUGUUUGCAAUCCUGGUAGUAAAUGGAUUUAUUCGGGGAGCAGUCAUCCAAAAUUUGAAUCUCUCUGUCUCAGAAACGUGUUCUUUGAAAAGCUUACCUCACGCUUAUGGAUUUUUUAUGGUGUUCAAAGGAGUAUCUUCGCUUUUAUUAAGUCCAAUUGUUGGUAAGUAAUUUUAGGCUAUUUUUAUGAAAAUAUAAUUAGCAGACAUAUGACAAUUU